UGCUUGGGGGCGCUAUUCCAGACGUACAGAAUGACAUGCGUGGCAUGAUGUCUUUUUUUUUUUUUUUUACAUGCAAUAACCUGAAACCCCUGCCUGCCUACUUAGUGGUAGUGGCUCUAUAAGUGCCUUUUAAAUCACUGCUAGCAAUACAGUAGACCCGCUGACGCCGAGCGACACACGUGAGGAAAACAGGCUGCUGGCGGGACACCUCGCAAUGCGUCAGCUGACUACAGAAGAUCUGAAGACCCUGGAAGUAGAUCUUAAAAACUACUUUCCACAGUCGCUGCAGGUAUAUGGAUGCAUUGUCCAACUCAACAGAAAUGGACAGAGAGCUGAUCCUGUUUGUGUGCUUGCUGACCAGUGGCCAGAGUUCAGAGUUUUACUUAUUAAACCUGAAUUCCGUGAGAAGGGAGACCUUUUCAAAGACAUGACUGUGUUUUCAAAAAACGAUAUCUACCUCAGAGACCUGCUGGCACAUUCAGAUGUCAUUGAUUGGAAGAUGUUUAUUUGCUUGGCCGCUGAGCUUCAUCAUGAGAAGAUGCUGGAAUUUGUGGCUAUAAACAGAGGUGUACCUAUGAAGAAAGAAUCUGUGUGCUACAUGUUGGUUCUUCGAGAUCCAUCAAAACUUUCACACGUUGAUAGUUCAUCACUGAAGCUGUCUUCUCUCAGUGAGUCUCAUCUUGCACUAGUCAACCGUAGCUGGAAGUUUGGCUGUGAAGACAGCAAACUAAUGAUUAAGAAUAUGAUUUUGAACUUCCCCUCUUGUUGUGUCCUGGACUCAGAUGAUCAACCAGUAGCAUGGAUAUUAAAUGAUGCUUCCAGUGCACUGGGAAUGCUGUACACACUUCCAGAACACAGAGGAAAGGGCUAUGCAAAAGCAUUGGUCGCCGUUAUGUCAAAGACACUCCACUCUCAGGAUUAUCCGGUGUACUGUUUUAUAGAAGAAGAGAACCAUUUAUCCUACAGCCUCUUCACAAGCCUGGGCUUCACAGAAGAACCAGAUUAUAGGGCAGCCUGGUUUGUCUUUAAUGAUUUGUAACUGGGUCCCAUCAGAGCAGCCAAUCACAAUUGUUUAGCUUCUGUCCGAGAUGCUAUGUAGGAUUAUGUAAAAGCUGUUUUUUUUUUUUUACUUCUAACAAGCCCCCACC
Molecule: messenger RNA, 1148 nt
Organism: Sinocyclocheilus anshuiensis
Lineage: Eukaryota; Metazoa; Chordata; Actinopteri; Cypriniformes; Cyprinidae
Product: glycine N-acyltransferase-like
Exons: 5
Coding region: 215-1039 (274 amino acids)
Cellular component (GO): mitochondrion
Molecular function (GO): glycine N-acyltransferase activity
Source: RefSeq, a predicted model, not a curated record